AUGUCAUCAUUUCCAGAGAAAGAAAACCCAAAAGUAUUAGUCUUAUUUGACGUUGAUGGCACUUUGACACCUGCCAGGUUAAGUAUUUCAGAUGAAAUGGAGGAAACUUUAAAAAAAUUAAAGAAAAAGGUUGUUAUUGGGUUCGUCGGUGGAUCGGACUUCAACAAGCAAAUUGAGCAAUUAGGUCCUAAUAUUUUGACUGAUUUUGAUUAUUGCUUUUCAGAAAACGGCUUGACUGCUUAUAAAAAAGGAAAAGAACUCGCUUCUCAAUCAUUUAUUGGAUGGAUUGGAGAAGAGAAAUAUAAUAAAUUGGUAAAGUUUAUUUUAAGGUAUUUGUCUGAUAUUGAUCUUCCCUUUAGAAGAGGCACGUUUGUUGAGUUCAGAAACGGUAUGAUUAACGUUUCUCCAGUCGGUAGAAAUGCUUCCACAAAAGAAAGAAAUGAAUAUGAGAAGUACGACAAGGAGCACAAAGUAAGAGAGAAAAUGGUUGAUGCUUUAAGAAAAGAAUUUCCCGACUACUCAUUAACUUUUUCGAUCGGAGGGCAGAUCUCUUUUGAUGUCUUCCCUACUGGUUGGGAUAAAACCUAUUGUUUGCAACACGUUGAAGGAGAAGGGUUCUCAGAAAUACAUUUUUUUGGUGAUAAAUCUUACAAGGGAGGUAACGAUUACGAGAUUUACAACGACAAGAGAACUAUCGGACAUGCUGUCAACUCUCCAGAAGAUACAAUUAGAAUCUUGAAUGAAAUUUUCAAGUUGAAUUAA
Priceomyces carsonii is the source of this 762-nucleotide messenger RNA. RefSeq names its product phosphomannomutase (gene PMM1). Gene Ontology annotation, cellular component: cytosol. Gene Ontology annotation, biological process: GDP-mannose biosynthetic process; mannose metabolic process; protein N-linked glycosylation. Lineage: Eukaryota; Fungi; Ascomycota; Pichiomycetes; Serinales; Debaryomycetaceae. The record is from RefSeq and is a predicted model, not a curated record. Bases 1 to 762 code for a protein of 253 amino acids. The transcript has a single exon. Gene Ontology annotation, molecular function: phosphomannomutase activity.